AUAAUAUUUAAAUAAUUAGUGGAUGCUUUAUUUACCGGAAUUCUUUCAAAUAACUUAUCCAAAGAAAUUAUUUUUACCAAAAUUUAAGCUUUUAAUGAGUUGGCUUAAAAGGAUCACAUUUUUUACCCUGGAAUACACAGUACUCCCUUAACUUUCUGCGGCCAAAUGGCGCCAACUGGCCACAUGCAGUGUUAAGUGCAACUUGUCCUUGACCGCCAGCAAAAUUAAAAGAGUAUUGCAUGUGGCUGGCAGUUGAAAGAACAUAAAAAGAAAUAUCCCUUGAAAGGACCAGAGACGAGGACCCACAAAAGAGGAUCAAGUGAAAGCUCGGUUAUUAAGAGUCGGCAGCUUCGGAUAAGUCGGACAGCCUCAACGGUUCGGUUUCUAUGGCGCUGCGCUAUUAAAUGUGGCGCAAGUGCAGCGGGAUCAUUACGCAACGCCCCCCAUCCCGAUUAAAGGCUGGAAAAUGUCGGAAAUUGUGGACACCGAGCUGCUGGUCAACUGCACCAUCCUCGCCGUCCGGCGAUUCGAGCUGAAUAGCAUUGUCAACACCACGCUCCUCAGCAGCCUGAACAGAACCGAGGUGGUCAGCCUCCUGUCGAGCAUCAUCGACAACCGGGAUAAUCUCGAGAGCAUCAACGAGGCCAAAGACUUUCUAACCGAGUGCCUGUUUCCAUCGCCGACACGGCCGUACGAGUUGCCAUGGGAGCAGAAAACGAUUUGGGCCAUCAUUUUCGGCCUGAUGAUGUUUGUGGCCAUUGCCGGGAAUGGUAUUGUUCUCUGGAUUGUAACAGGACAUCGCAGCAUGAGGACGGUCACAAAUUACUUCCUGCUGAACCUGAGCAUUGCCGACCUGCUGAUGUCGUCGCUGAACUGCGUCUUCAACUUUAUAUUCAUGCUGAAUUCGGAUUGGCCAUUCGGUUCGAUUUAUUGCACAAUCAACAAUUUCGUGGCCAACGUGACGGUCUCCACUUCGGUCUUCACGCUCGUGGCCAUAAGUUUCGAUAGAUACAUCGCCAUUGUGCAUCCGCUGAAGCGCCGCACGUCGCGUCGGAAGGUGCGCAUCAUCCUGGUCCUGAUCUGGGCACUCAGCUGUGUCCUGUCGGCUCCCUGUCUGCUCUACUCCAGCAUCAUGACCAAGCACUAUUACAAUGGAAAAUCGCGGACAGUUUGCUUCAUGAUGUGGCCGGAUGGACGAUAUCCCACUUCGAUGGCGGACUAUGCGUACAACCUCAUCAUCCUGGUACUGACCUACGGCAUUCCCAUGAUAGUGAUGCUCAUCUGCUACUCCCUGAUGGGUCGAGUUCUGUGGGGCAGUAGAUCGAUUGGCGAGAACACGGAUCGCCAAAUGGAGUCGAUGAAGUCGAAGCGGAAGGUAGUGCGCAUGUUCAUCGCCAUUGUGUCCAUCUUCGCCAUCUGCUGGCUGCCGUACCACCUGUUCUUCAUCUACGCCUACCACAACAACCAGGUGGCCUCCACGAAGUACGUGCAGCACAUGUAUCUCGGUUUCUACUGGCUGGCCAUGUCCAAUGCGAUGGUCAAUCCGCUCAUCUACUACUGGAUGAAUAAGAGGUUCCGGAUGUACUUCCAGCGCAUCAUCUGCUGCUGCUGCGUGGGCCUCACCCGCCAUCGAUUCGACUCGCCGAAGAGCCGGCUGACGAACAAGAACAGCUCGCACCGACACACAAGAGGUGGGUACACCGUCGCCCACUCGCUCCCCAACUCCUCCCCCCAGACCACCCAGACUAUUUUGGCCGCCCAGGCCCAGACUCACUUGACCCACCAACACUCAUCCACACUCCCCCCGCAACCUUCCGCAGCGGAGACCAAGAGUCAGUGGAAGCGCAGCACGAUGGAGACGCAGAUCCAGCAGGCGCCGGUCUCCAAUUCUUGCCGGGAUCCGCGGAUGCGCGAGGCAACCGCCCAGCCACAAACGUGCGGCGUAGGUGGACCCAAUGCCAAUCGGUCGGCCGUCGAGUGCAUCAUGGAACGGCCGGUGGACGGGACCAGUUCGCCGCUCUGCCUUUCGAUCAACAACAGUCUCGGCGAGCGGCAGCGCGUGAAAAUCAAAUACAUCUCCUGUGACGAGGACAAUAAUCCCGUGGAGCUCAGUCCCAAGCAGCUGUGAUGUUGUCCCGAUUUGUCGUCCUGCCACUGGAACGGAAUUUAGAUGGCCGUCGCCUCGUUUCGCUGCGGGGGAAAUGCAAUUUGCCGCUGCUUACUCUACUCUGUACAUAGACCCACUCCCAGAAAAAUAAGAAACAUGAUUGCAUAGCAGGGUGGGUCGAUC
Drosophila takahashii is the source of this 2290-nucleotide messenger RNA. It is a transcript of the gene TkR86C, whose product is annotated as Tachykinin-like receptor at 86C. Gene Ontology annotation, biological process: G protein-coupled receptor signaling pathway. Gene Ontology annotation, cellular component: plasma membrane. NCBI's taxonomy places the organism in Eukaryota, Metazoa, Arthropoda, Insecta, Diptera, Drosophilidae. The record is from RefSeq and is a predicted model, not a curated record. Gene Ontology annotation, molecular function: tachykinin receptor activity.